UUAAAAAACUGUACUAUGGUGGUUGUCAGUGCAGGAAAAGUCGUGUUAUUUGCUAAGAUGAAUUUUAUUUGUUACGUAAUCAUAACAAAUAAUAUUUACAAUUAAGAUAAAUUCUAUUUUGAAUACCUAAUAAAGCAAGUGCCUAUUUGGAAAAACAAUUGAUGACAAACCCAUGACAUUGUCAUAUAUCUGAAUUUAAUCUCCAAUACUCAAGUAAGCACAUUUUUUAUAAGAUAAUUCAAGGAAAUUGAUACACCUAACUAGGAUUUACAAAAUGUCUAAGGAUGAACAGUUCCUAUUUGUCGCAUGGUAGAUGUUUAAAUCCUAAUUCACCUGCACGACUAUAAUGGCUGCUUACAUAAACCGCACAAUCUCAUUGAUGUCUGGGGAUGGACCCCAUAAUAGACCUAUAGCUCCUCUAGCGGAUACUAGAACUACCAGGCAGAUGACUGAUAAUUCACCAUUACAGAUUUUCGUUAAAGCCAAAAAGAAAAUCAACGAUAUCUUUGUUGAAAUCGAUGACUAUGUGAAGGAUACUGUUGAAUACAUGCACGAAAUUGAAAAACAGCAAGAAAUAAUCAAUCCCGAAAAAGUAAAACAAACUGAAGAUUUUGUGAGUAAAGUGCAUGGUAUCAGAGAUGUACUCAGCAGGGAUCAUAUGAAAGUUGCUUUCUUUGGAAGGACAUCAAAUGGAAAGAGCUCCGUUAUAAAUGCGAUGUUGAGGGAUAAGGUGCUUCCAAGUGGAAUUGGACAUACUACCAAUUGCUUCUUGCAGGUCGAGGGCUCCCCAACUGACGAACCAUACCUUAUUCUCGAAGGAUCAGAAGAUCAUUGUGCGGUUGAUUCUGUAGGUCAACUAGCGCAUGCUUUGUGCAAGGAAAAGCUAAAUGAAAACCAGCUGGUUAGAGUUUUCUGGCCUAGAAAUCGAUGCCUCCUAUUGAGAGAUGACGUGGUGUUUGUCGACUCACCGGGUGUUGAUGUAACCCCCAAUCUCGACGAAUGGAUCGAUAAAUAUUGUUUAGAUGCCGACGUCUUCGUUUUAGUUGCUAAUGCUGAGUCUACGCUGAUGGUGACCGAAAAAAAUUUCUUCCAUAAAGUGUCUACUCGUCUCUCGAAACCCAACAUUUUCAUUCUGAACAAUAGGUGGGAUGCUUCCGCAAAUGAGCCUGAAUAUCUGGAUCAGGUAAGAAGGCAGCAUCUAGACAGGGCUGUAGACUUUCUGGUCAAGGAGUUGAAGGUCUGCUCCCAGAAAGAAGCGGAUGAACGCAUCUUUUUCAUAUCAGCUAAGGAGGCCCUUCAGGCUAGAUUGGCAGAGAGAGGUCAAUCGGCUACCACACCGUUCACCGAAGGAUUUCAGACCAGAUACUUCGAGUUUCAAGAUUUCGAACGAAAAUUCGAAGAGUGCAUUUCCAAAAGUGCUGUUAAAACGAAGUUCGAACAACAUUCUCAAAGGGGCAAACUUAUAGCCACCCAAUUGCGCGAAAUCCUCGACAGCAUAUACACAGAUGCCCAGAUAUCGAAAGAAGACAGAUUGAAACUAAGGAAAGAAGUGCACGAUAAAAUCAAUCACACAGAAACACAGCUCAUGAUGAUAACCCAAGAGAUGAAACAGAAAAUACAUCACAUGGUCGAAGAUGUCGAACAACGCGUCUCGAAAGCUCUAAACGAUGAAAUAAGACGUUUGAGCACUUUGGUCGACGAAUUCAACGUACCUUUCCACUCCGACUCUGUGGUACUUAACGUAUACAAAAAGCAGCUGCAUUCUCACGUCGAAGCUGGUUUGGGAUCGAAUUUAAGGGCCAGACUGUCCACCGCCCUGGCCAUGAACAUGGAGGCCAGUCAGAGAGAAAUGACUGAGAGGAUGGAAAGCAUUAUACCGGACAAAAAUAAGGCCAGUGCAGCACUGAUACUACCUCGUAGACAACCGUUUGAAAUCCUUUACAGACUGAACUGCGAUAAUCUCUGCGCUGAUUUCCACGAAGAUUUGGAAUUCAGGUUUUCGUGGGGUUUGACGUCUAUCAUACAGAGAUUCUCAAAUGGCGGAUCAGGACUCCUAACACUCAAAAACAAGAAAGAGAAUCCCCACAAUUCGAUUGUGCCAAGUACUCCUACCGAUAUGGUGGACACGACCAGACUGUUCUAUCCAACUUCUGUAGCAGAUGAUUGGUCUCUUAUUUCAAGAAUAGCAAUGCUCGGGGUGAGUUCACAGGGUACCAUGGGUGGCUUACUUCUGGCUGGGUUCCUCUUUAAAACGGUCGGAUGGAGAAUAGUUGUAGUUACCGGAGGUAUAUACGGUUGUCUUUAUUUGUACGAGAGAUUGACCUGGACCAACAAGGCGAAAGAGAAGGCUUUCAAGAAACAGUAUGUGGGACAUGCUACCAGGAAAUUGAAGAUGAUCGUCGAUUUGACUUCUGCCAAUUGCAGUCAUCAGGUCCAACAAGAAUUGAGUGGCACCUUUGCCAGAUUGUGCCACUUGGUAGAUGAGGCCACUGGUGACAUGGAUGUGCAGUUGAAAAAGCUGGAACACGAGGCUGCUACUCUUGAAAAUGCUGCCGGUAGAGCAAAGGUUCUUAGAAAUAAGGCCAAUUAUUUGGCGCACGAACUAGAACUUUUCGAAGAUGCAUAUUUGAAAAGUCAUCACUGAUGAAAGAGAUUGAAUAGUAGUUUUUAUAUUGUUAUUAUAUUAAGAUUGAAAUGUCUGCAAUAUUUAUUAAUUAUAGUAUAUUCAAAUCGACAAUUUUAAUUCUAUUUUGUCUAGGAAUCAUGGUUUUCUCAAUUUGUUUCUCAGUUUUUGAAGAUAAAUUCUGAGAUAAAAUCUGGGACAUUCUGUCAGAUAUAUCAAAAAAAUAUAUAACAAUCACUAUUCAUCAGAUAUGAUCUGAAUAAAUAUCUAAAUCUCCAAAUUACCUUUUUUUCGAGUUUUAGUAUACAUUGUAGUUUUUAGGUUGCAUCAUACUAAUUUUUCUUCCAUUUAAAUUAUUUGAAUUUGAAAGGAAAUUCUUUUUACAUUAUGUUACCAUUUUCCUUAGCUGUUCCAUUUUGAAUUUUUUUUUAUUUGCAAUGUUGUAGGAUCAUACAUUUAUUUGAAAUAAUUCACAAGUACUGCAUGAUAUAAAUUUUAUAAUGAUCUAGGAACGUCUUCGAAUUUUUACGAUUUAUGAAAGUAUUCAACCAAUAUGGAAGAGUUUUAACUAGGAGUUGUAUGAAAUAUAAAAUGUUAUUGACAAAGAAUGAUAUACAAAAUAAUUUCUCUUGUGAUUUGUGUAUAAUUAGUUUGUUGAUGUAAAUAAAUGAAAUUCUUGUUUUAA
Molecule: messenger RNA, 3308 nt
Organism: Harmonia axyridis
Lineage: Eukaryota; Metazoa; Arthropoda; Insecta; Coleoptera; Coccinellidae
Gene: Marf
Product: transmembrane GTPase Marf
Exons: 10
Coding region: 347-2644 (765 amino acids)
Biological process (GO): mitochondrial fusion; mitochondrion localization
Cellular component (GO): mitochondrial outer membrane
Molecular function (GO): GTP binding; GTPase activity
Source: RefSeq, a predicted model, not a curated record